UAUGGCAAACUUUCAAAGUGACAUAUUAUUUUGUCAUACAGUAAUAGGGGAAUUAAUUUGGAAACGCAAAUAUUCAUCGGGACCUUCGUAGUUCAAAUUUUAUGUCAGUAAAAUGGUAGACCCAAUUUUGAUUACCAGUUUAGGCUUAUUUUAAUCGGGAUAGCACAGUAGGCAAGAGUUCUUUGCUAAAAUUUUUACAGAUGGAAAAUUCGCUGAGCUAUCCGAUCCAACGUGGGGGUUGAUUUUUUCGCUCGUAUUAUCGAAGUGCAGGAUGUACAAGAAUUAAAUUACAACUCUGGGACCGGCAGGACAGAAAGGUUUAGGUCAAUCACGAAAUCCUAUUACAGGAACUCAGUUGGUGCUCUUUUAGUUUACGACGUGUGUAAUCGAUCCAGUUUUGAACACAUACCUUUAUGGAUGAUGGAAGCGAAGAGGCAUAUAGAACCACACCGACCAGUGUUUGCAUUGGUUGGAUGUAAAGUGACCUUGUUGGAUCUAUAUAAGAAUGGUGCAAGGAGAGAAGUAUCCUGUGAGGAGGAGAUGUUUGCUGAAGAAAAUGGACUUCAUCACGUCGAGACAUCAGCAAAAACGGCUGAUGUGGAACAAGCAUUCAUACUUGUGGCUCAGGAAGUGUAUAAUCGCAUACAAACAGGUGAGUACAAAGUGGAGGACGGCUGGGAUGGAAUAAAGACAGGUUUUAACCGACCAAAUGGUAUGGACUUCAAUCUACUCGAAGCAGAAACAGUUCAGUCCACCUGCUGCUAGAAGAACAUCAUGUUGUGACAACUUCGGUAGCAAGAUACAUCCAUGUCGUGACAUAAUUUGUAAUACAGUUUCUCAAUCUCAAAAUCAUCAUUGUUUCUGACAAAUUGGUGUAACUUUAGAAUAUUAAUGUAUGUACGGUCUACGUAAUGUUAAACAAAUAGUAAUGGUUUUUAACUAACAAGUCGAGUCUUGUCUCGUCUGAAGGUUGAGGAACUGUUUUAAAUUAUACUUAAAAGUAUAUAAAGUUGUGUUGUAAAUAUUCACUCAUACAUAUAGCUGUACGGAUAACAUAUAAGUAAACUAAGCGGCCGGCACAAGUCUGGAUGAUCUAAUCACAUGAAACAAUAGAUUCUUAACAUUUAAAUUUAAUGUCGCUGUAUGUUUUGUUGAUUCAGCAUCACGAUUAAUGGUGCUAGAAUUACAAUAGAAGAACUUUUCAGUACAAUUUCUUUUGCAUAGAAUUGUCAUUCAUGAAAAUUAUAAUAAUUCUAUGACAUUACCACAUCCAGGGAUUCGACACCAGGAAUGUUAUUGCAUAAUAUCAGCCAUAAUUCAAUAAUGAGUCUAUUAAUAUCUCAUAGUAUAUGUUAAUUGUAUUUAUCUAAUUGUCAUUCACAUUACGUGGAGAAUUCUCGUAGUAGCGAUUCAAACUGGAGUUGGGCGUAAAUUGGUGACUAUAUUCAAGUGGGUAGUGCCCGUAGUCGAUGUAAUUAAUAAAUUUUUCGAAAUCUUGUGUAGUAUAAAAAGAAUUGUUAGUAUCUGGUUCAGAAAAAACUGUAGAUGUAUUUUCAGUUAUAAAAUAUAUUUCAUAGCCAAUAAUAAAACGUAAUCAAAGAUAAAAAAGUUAGAGCUUUAAUAUAGGUUUUUUAAUUAGAAAUUUAAUUAAAAUCUCAGUACAUUAAUUUGUAUAUAUGUUGUAUUCUAUUUUGUUAAAACUCUACAUAUUUUAAUUAAUGGAUUCCACAUACUCAUUAGUGAAUUAGAAAAUAUUAUGCAUAACAUUAAUAUAAUUAAAACGAUUGAGUGCCAUAGUCAUUAAACCUUUGCCUACUAUUAGUAAAUAAAAAAAAAUGUAUACCAUAAACAUCACAGACCACAGACAAUUCAAAGACCAAAGAGUUGUUCACGAUUUUUCAAAUGUUAAUUAAUUUAUAACAUAAAAAAAAACUAGACGUUCUACUCGUGUAGAGAUUUUGUACCUGUAAUAAUCUUUAAAUGCAAAAUAUUAGUAGUAAGAUACUGACGUGUGUAAUAAUUCUAUAUUAAUACAAAUAGUCGAUUCUCCCCUCGGUAACGUCAAAACAAAUUAGCUGUCAUUAGCUAUGCUGAGUAAGCCCAACUAAACACAGAUUCAAAAGGAGUCCUGGCGGUAUAGAAGUAUUACAUGAGUUAUGACCACGUAUAUUACGGUUUUGUGUGAUAAGGGAUUGGAAAAAUCGAAAUCUAUAAUAAUAUAAACGUAAAAUUUUAUUUAACAAUGUGAUUGGAAGUUGGAAACAUUUAAACUGUUUACUUGUAAUGAAUGUUAUAGUAUUCGUUUUCAUACGUAAUAUAAUUCCAAGGACAUUUUUUUUUUUCAGCAAGAAUAUAUUUUCUUUGCAUAUAUAAUAAUUUUAUUCCAAUUUACCAUACUUCGCGUCCAUCGUGUCUUAAGUCAAAAAAUAUAUUUUUGCAACUUA
This is a messenger RNA of Danaus plexippus (monarch butterfly), 2444 nucleotides long. RefSeq names its product ras-related protein Rab-39A (gene Rab39). The record is from RefSeq and is a predicted model, not a curated record. Gene Ontology annotation, cellular component: Golgi membrane. Gene Ontology annotation, molecular function: GTP binding; GTPase activity. NCBI's taxonomy places the organism in Eukaryota, Metazoa, Arthropoda, Insecta, Lepidoptera, Nymphalidae.